Messenger RNA from Dichotomopilus funicola, 714 nucleotides. Its product is annotated as family 61 putative glycoside hydrolase. The record is from RefSeq and is a predicted model, not a curated record. The transcript has 2 exons. Lineage: Eukaryota; Fungi; Ascomycota; Sordariomycetes; Sordariales; Chaetomiaceae. The coding region runs from base 1 to 714 and encodes 237 amino acids.
AUGCAUCUCUCCUCCAUCACCGCCGGAGCGCUUGCUCUGGCUCCCCAGCUCGCCUCGGCCCACUUUCUCUUCCCACAUCUGAUGCUCAACGGCGUCAAAACCGAGGCCUAUGAGUACGUGCGUGAGCACGACUUUGGCUUCAACCCCCACAAGACCGACUGGAUCAACAGCGAGGACUUCCGCUGCAACGAGGGGUCGUGGAACCACCGCAACGACCCCAAGACCGCCGAGGUCACGGCCGGUCAGGAUGUCGUCGGCUUCAACCUCCACUUGGACUUUGCCAUCUACCACCCCGGCCCGGUCACUAUCUACCUCUCCAAAGCCCCCGGCGACGUCCGCGAAUACGACGGUUCAGGCGACUGGUUCAAGGUGUACCAGCUGGGCACGCAGAUCCCCUGGAACGGCACAGAUCAGGGCUGGUUGACGUGGGAUCAAAAGAACUUCCAGUUCACGCUCCCCAACGAGAUCCCGGCGGGCGAGUACCUCAUGCGCAUUGAGCAGAUGAGCGUGCAUCAGCCGUACCGCGAGAAGGAGUGGUACGUGCAGUGCGCUCACCUCAAGAUUGCGAGCAGCUAUGAUGGGCCCGACCCGAGCCCUACUAUCAAGUUCCCUGGCGGCUACAAUAUCAAUGAUGAGGCUAUUCAACUGGAUAGCUGGGCCCAGCCGCCGCCUACUUAUGCUGCUAUGCCUGGUCCGGAGCAAUGGCCUAACUAA